Cercocebus atys (sooty mangabey) is the source of this 6991-nucleotide messenger RNA. RefSeq names its product epidermal growth factor receptor pathway substrate 8 (gene EPS8). The coding region runs from base 3274 to 5838 and encodes 854 amino acids. Gene Ontology annotation, biological process: positive regulation of ruffle assembly; regulation of Rho protein signal transduction; Rho protein signal transduction. The record is from RefSeq and is a predicted model, not a curated record. Gene Ontology annotation, cellular component: plasma membrane; ruffle membrane; vesicle. The transcript is spliced from 24 exons. Lineage: Eukaryota; Metazoa; Chordata; Mammalia; Primates; Cercopithecidae. Gene Ontology annotation, molecular function: actin binding.
UGGCUCAAGACAAUUCUUCUUCUAUUGUAGCCCAAGGAAACCAAAAGAUUGGACACCCCUGAUGUAGAAGGCUUCAAUGAGAAAUCAUAGUGCGAUGGUCUUUUUGUUGUGACUUCUCAGGAUACUUUGAGUUAAAAGGUUAUAAAACUAUACAGACAGUAGCUGCCUUUGGAAAAAAAAAAGUUUAUGUAUGCAUUAAAAAAAAAACACUAGAAAAAUAUAUAAAAUGUGAAAGUAUUUAUCUCUGGCUAGUAGGAUGACUCAUGAUUUUUGUUCUUAAAAUAUUUUUGAAUGUUCUAACUUUCUGCCAUGGAUUUACUUUUAUGAUCAGAAAUAAUAUUUGUAAAAUAUUAUAAAAAAUAAAAAAGUCUGAUAUUUGGUGCUGGAUGAAACACUAGAAAUCCUGCAGGCACUUCUUCUAUUUGUUGUAGUAAAGUGUGCUUUUAUUACUUUUAAGUUUUCAGGAAAAUCCUUUUAACCUGAUGCACAAGACAAAGGCAAACACGAUUGCUGUCUUUCACAAGAAAUGGAGGAUAAAAUGUACUAUUCCAAAGGAUUUCCUCCCAAACUGAUGGGCUGAGAUGUAGAGCAGUGUGCCUUCUAACUGGAGAGCUGCUUGAGGGUUUGGAGAUGAAAUUUUCUGUCUAUUGGUUCACAGAACUGGCUGCUUCCAGACAGUCACUUUUUUUGGUUGAGCUCCACAAACUUCGUUCUUUUAGCUGAGUAUUACGUAGUUUUUCCAGCAUUGCUUUCUUUCCCUCAUUACAUCUAGGAAAACAGUUUGGAGAUGAGCUACUGGAGUUAAAAAAAUCUAUUUGGUUUUAUUUGUCAAUUAAAAAACUAUUUGGUGUGUGCUAGGUUUAUUUUUGUGAGUGGGGAAUGGCAUAUGACUGUAUAUUACAGACAUGGGUGGGGGGGUUUCCUACAGACUGUGAAUGGGGAAAGUUUGAGUCACUCUGUUGUGGUAUUGUGUUAUAGUAUUUUCUUGCUUUCUUUUCACUUUGAGUAUAUGUGGACAUAUUUUUGAUUGCCUUUACCUAUUAUGUGCCAACUAUUGCACUAAGUGCUGGGGAUACAGUGGUAAACAAAGGCUGGCCCUUGCCCUCAAAAAGUAUAUAUUCUAAUGGGACAGAUAGGGCAAAAAUAAAUGACAUGCAACAUCACCUACUGUAGUAAGUGGUCAGGAGAAAAUAAAAAAUGUCCUCACACAGAGAUUAAUGCAAGAGGGUGGGUUAGGUCUGGGGAUAGAUAAUCUCAUACAGCACUUUAAAUAUCUGGGCGUGCUUCUCUGAGCAAGUGGUAGAUAAACAGGCUUAAAGGAUGAGAAUUGCUAAGGAGUGGAAAACUUGAGUUUCAGGCAGAGGGAGCAACAUGCCCAGGGAGUCCAGGGCUGGGCCAAAGUGAGUAAGGAGGCAAUGGAAAGAGACAAAGCUGAAAAGUGAGGCAGGGGACAGAUCCUAAAAGGGCUUUUAGGUGACACUAAGAAGUUUUGAUUUUGCUAUAACGGCAUUCAGACAACACUGAAGGGUUCUAAGUAAAUAACAUGACCAGAUUUAAGGAACACCCAAUUUUAUGAGCACUAAGUGUACGAUUAUUUGUAACACUUAGCAGAAUGUGACUGUCAAUGAACCUCUUUUGCAGUAUGCUUUGGUUAUAUCAGUAGUGUGACCAUUAUGUUCUUAGUCACUCUGGAGUAAAGAAGAGUUCUAGUUGGGCAUAAUGGCACGUCUGUAAUCCCAGCUACUCAGGAGGCUGAGGCAGAAGAAUUGCUUUAGCCCAGGGGUUCAAGUCUAGCCUAGGCAACAUAGGAAGACUUUAUCUCUUAAAAAAAGAAGUUAUAAUUUAUCUUACCUCAUCUGAUCCCAAGUGUUAUCUAGCAAGGGGGAAAUAUUUGAAUUAUUUAGAAGAGAAAACUCAGAUGUGAUUUUUUAAAUCUACCAUUUAUUACUUAUAGUUAAUCAGGUACUAUGCUAUACUCUUUUCGUAUAUUAUUUGAAAAUAAUAUGUGAAGAAGAUACUCUUAUUUUCAUUUUAUAGAUAAGCAAACAGAUUUAGUAAUGUGGUCAAAGUUGUAUGGCCUUAAAGUAUGAAGUUGGGAUAUGAGCCUGUUUUGUACAUGAACCUGAAUUCUUUACAACUGUGUUCUACUGCCAAUACUGAUGAUUUGUUUGUCACAUAACACUGAAUUGUAUAGCCAGGAAAAUAAUUAAGGUUUAGAUUUCAAAUCCAUGGCUUUUUGGCCAUAACAUGCCACCUCUUGACAUUGUUGGUUUAAUCUGUUUUUCAUAGCCCCAUGUCAAAAAUAGAAGGGGAUUAGAUACCAUUUUUAGAAUUGUAAUUAAGAGGUCUUAAACUAUAAUCUAAAUAAAGGUUAAGAACGGGUUAGGAGAAUAAGCAUUUUAUCAGUUGAAAAUAAACUUGAAAGGGAUCCUUCAUGUUUUGCUCAGCCAGGGUAAACCUUGACAAUUUUCAGCCAAAGGCCCUAACUAAAUUCUGCCACCUAGGCCAACUCUAGUCCAAUGAUAUUCAAAUAAAUUAAACCAUUUUAAAAACUGAUAUAUCCUCUAGCAAUUUAAUAUAGGUGUAUCAUGGUGGCAUUCAGCUUCAGAUCAUGUGUUGCUGUAGUAUCUUCUGUUUAUAUGACUGCAUUUCUGUUAUGUGUCACUGACACGGCUUGUCUGCUUUCAAGCCUCUUCUGUCACUCCUAUUUACUGGUAACAUACAAGCUUCAAGGAUCAUUUGAUGUGCAAAUUUAAUUGCAGGUUUUACUUUUAAAGGAAGGAUGACAUAAGCUAUAUCAUUUUAACAACUAUUUGCACAGCUUUUUCUAAACUGCUACUCAGAAAACAGGCAUUUUUAUUCUGUGUAUUGUAAAGCUUCCUGACUUGUCAAGGCUGCUUGCUCAGUAAUUAACUUAUAUGUAAGUAUGUAUGUAUGUGUAUAUAUAUGUAUGUUUAUAUAUGUGUAUAUGUACAUAUAUAUGAUGAUGUUUUGCAGUGUUUCAAUAGGUACAUCCUUUGGAAUUAAACUUGGGCAUCUCCCCGGAUUUUUUGGUAUUAAAGUUAGGAGAAGAAGGAUUGGUUUACAGAAGACAAAGCAGAAAGUGGAUCUUAUGAGAAGAAGGAAUGAAGGACCGAUGAGGAAUUGGGGUUGAACAAUACAGGAACUGAAAGUGAAAUUUUGCUUAUACUUCCAAGAUGAAUGGAUUGUGACAUUAUUGAUCGAUUCUGCUUGGUUGUCCUAACAGCUUAUUGUCUGUAGUGGGAAGUCUUCAUGAGCUCAGUUGACCGUAUUUCUGUAUCUGGAAUUCCUAACACACGAGUGAAAGACACAAUGAAUGGUCAUAUUUCUAAUCAUCCCAGUAGUUUUGGAAUGUACCCAUCUCAGAUGAAUGGCUACGGAUCAUCACCUACCUUUUCCCAGAUGGACAGAGAACAUGGUUCAAAAACAAGUGCGAAGGCCCUUUAUGAACAAAGGAAGAAUUAUGCACGGGACAGUGUCAGCAGUGUGUCAGAUAUAUCUCAAUACCGUGUUGAACACUUGACUACGUUUAUCCUGGAUCGGAAAGAUGCUAUGAUCACUGUUGAUGAUGGAAUAAGGAAGUUGAAAUUGCUUGAUGCCAAGGGCAAAGUGUGGACUCAAGAUAUGAUUCUUCAAGUGGAUGACAGAGCUGUGAGCCUAAUUGAUUUAGAAUCAAAGAAUGAACUGGAGAAUUUUCCUUUAAACACAAUCCAGCACUGCCAAGCUGUGAUGCAUUCAUGCAGCUAUGAUUCAGUGCUUGCCCUGGUGUGCAAAGAGCCAACCCAGAACAAGCCAGAUCUUCAUCUUUUCCAGUGUGAUGAGGUUAAGGCAAACCUAAUUAGUGAAGAUAUUGAAAGUGCAAUCAGUGACAGUAAAGGAGGGAAACAGAAGAGGCGGCCUGAUGCCCUGAGGAUGAUUUCCAACGCAGACCCUGGUAUACCGCCUCCACCCAGAGCUCCUGCCCCUGCGCCCCCUGGGACCGUCACCCAGGUGGAUGUUAGAAGUCGAGUGGCAGCCUGGUCUGCGUGGGCAGCCGACCAAGGGGACUUUGAGAAACCAAGGCAGUAUCAUGAGCAGGAAGAAACGCCUGAGAUGAUGGCAGCCCGCAUUGACAGAGAUGUGCAAAUCUUAAACCACAUUUUGGAUGACAUUGAAUUUUUUAUCACGAAACUCCAAAAAGCAGCAGAAGCAUUUUCUGAACUUUCUAAAAGGAAGAAAAAUAAGAAAGGUAAAAAGAAAGGACCAGGAGAGGGUGUUUUAACGCUGCGGGCAAAACCUCCACCUCCUGAUGAAUUUCUUGACUGUUUCCAGAAGUUUAAACAUGGAUUUAACCUUCUGGCCAAACUGAAGUCUCAUAUUCAGAAUCCUAGUGCUGCAGAUUUGGUUCAUUUUUUGUUUACUCCAUUAAAUAUGGUGGUGCAGGCAACAGGAGGUCCUGAACUAGCCAGUUCAGCACUUAGUCCCCUAUUGACUAAGGACACAAUUGAUUUCUUAAAUUAUACUGUCAAUGGUGAUGAACGGCAGCUGUGGAUAUCUUUGGGAGCAACUUGGAUGAAAGCCAGAGCAGAGUGGCCAAAAGAACAGUUUAUUCCACCAUAUGUUCCACGGUUCCGCAAUGGCUGGGAGCCCCCAAUGCUGAACUUUAUGGGAGCAACAAUGGAACAAGAUCUUUAUCAACUGGCAGAAUCUGUGGCAAAUGUAGCAGAACAUCAGCGCAAACAGGAAAUAAAAAGAUUAUCCACCGAGCAUUCCAGUGUAUCAGAGUAUCAUCCAGCGGAUGGCCAUGCGUUCGGUAGCAACAUUUACGCAAGAGGAUCCCACCUGGACCAAGGGGAAGCUGCUGUUGCUUUUAAGCCAACUUCUAAUCGCCAUAUAGAUAGAAAUUAUGAACCACUCAAAUCACAACCCAAGAAAUAUGCCAAAUCCAAGUAUGACUUUGUAGCAAGGAACAACAGUGAGCUCUCAGUUCUAAAGGAUGAUAUUUUAGAGAUACUUGAUGAUCGGAAGCAAUGGUGGAAAGUUCGAAAUGCAAGUGGAGACUCUGGAUUUGUGCCAAAUAACAUUUUGGAUAUUGUGAGACCUCCAGAAUCUGGAUUGGGGCGUGCUGAUCCACCUUAUACUCAUACUAUACAGCUGUUGAUGCCAAAGAAGGAGUUUGAGUUAUUCAAGAAACAAAGGAUGGAGUAUGGCCCAAGACCAGCUGAUACUCCCCCUGCUCCAUCACCUCCUCCAACACCAGCUCCUGUUCCUGUCCCCCUUCCCCCUUCCACUCCAGCACCUGUUCCUGUGUCAAAGGUCCCAGCAAAUGUAACGCGUCAAAACAGCAGCUCCAGUGACAGUGGUGUCAAUAUCAUGCGAGACAGCCAGAGACACAAACAACUUCCGGUGGACCGAAGGAAAUCUCAGAUGGAGGAAGUACAGGAUGAACUCAUCCACAGACUGACCAUUGGUCGGAGUGCCGCUCAGAAGAAAUUCCAUGUGCCCCGGCAGAACGUGCCAGUUAUCAAUAUCACUUACGACUCCACACCAGAGGACGUGAAGACGUGGUUACAGUCAAAGGGAUUCAACCCUGUGACUGUCAAUAGUCUUGGAGUAUUAAAUGGUGCACAACUUUUCUCCCUCAAUAAGGAUGAAUUGAGGACAGUCUGCCCUGAAGGGGCGAGAGUCUAUAGCCAAAUCACUGUACAAAAAGCUGCAUUAGAGGAUAGCAGUGGCAGCUCCGAGUUACAAGAAAUUAUGAGAAGACGACAGGAAAAAAUCAGUGCUGCUGCUAGUGAUUCAGGAGUGGAAUCUUUUGAUGAAGGAAGCAGUCACUAAUUUGUUUGUUUGUUUUUAAACUCCAUUGUUUUUGGCAUUAUUCCAACAUGCUUUGUUUUAAGAAGCCUUGAAGGGAAUGUCAGAUUCAUUUUUCUGGGUGUAAUUUAUCGCCAUAAAAGACCCAUGCAAACCUGAGUGAGCACAGGAUUUGCUUCUAGGCGCAUUAUUUUUAUUGAAACUGAAAAAAUUUAAACUGAAUUUUUUGACCUUGGAAAAUAUUUUUUUUACUUUACCAAGGUGAAGUCUCCUUUAUUAGAUUAAUUAUUCGAUCCCCAUCCCAGGGUAUAAGCAGGAAUUGUUUUGAUGGUGGUGGCGUUCUUCACUGCAACAAAGCAACAGUAUUGUCCAUGAUUCAAAAUCUAAGCAGUUUCGAUUGUGCCUGUGAAUAUGGUGUCUGUCAUUCAGGGCGUAGCUCACUGUAGGCUAGCCUCUGCUUACUUAGGUCUCUUCUCUGACAUAAUCGAUGGAAGAAUAUUUAGAUUUAUUUAAAGUUCUUAAUGCCAACAGUUUAAAACAAUUAAAACAUUUGAAUGAACUGUAAAGUACAGCCAUACCUUGGACAUGCAAAUAUCAAUCUAUGGAGCAUUCUCAAGACAGUUUGUCGUGGCUCUGUCAAUUGCAGUUCCUUGUGUAGCUUGUAUUUUGAUUUAGUUUGUAUUCUGCUUAUUAUGUAUACUGUGUUCUUAUAUAUGAGAAAGCACAAAUGGGAAAGAGGUCAUGUCUGCUCAAAGUCUAGCAAAGGAAGUAGUCUGCAUUGGUGUGCAUUACAGUAUUUUGCUUAAUGAAAGCCUCAGUUCUGAAUGUUGAUAUAAGUAGUUAAAAGGAAAUGGGGCCAUUUUAUGUGUUUAUCUGUGUCAAGUCUUUCUGGUAUUAAGAAGCACUUAAUUUACACAUAUUUUAAUCCUGUGAAAGAGUCCACAUAGAGAAAAGAAAGAUACCUAACCUUCAACAAAUGUUAUUUUUGGAAACACAAUUUUUGUCAUUAAAUGUUAUAUUAUUUCACAUAUAUAAAACAGAUGUUAUGUAAGAAUGUUGUAUAUUUUAACAUAAAUCAUUUAGAGAAAUUAUCUAGAUUCAUUAAUUUUCAUAGUGCCUUUUUCACAUGAGUCAGCUGGAAAGUCUGCAAUAAACAGUAUUUGCUGUCUGUUAAUAA